Molecule: messenger RNA, 1268 nt
Organism: Phragmites australis (common reed)
Lineage: Eukaryota; Viridiplantae; Streptophyta; Magnoliopsida; Poales; Poaceae
Exons: 4
Coding region: 102-818 (238 amino acids)
Molecular function (GO): DNA binding; protein dimerization activity
Source: RefSeq, a predicted model, not a curated record
UUUUGCAUCGUUGUUGAGUCUUAUUUUAUUAUUAGUUUUAUUAUUUGAUUAUUUCUAACUCUGAAUAUUUGCAAUUUUUGUAGUGUCAUUCGACAUUGAUCAUGGAUGCCGGUGAUCAUGAUACAUCCAUAGAUCAUGAUUUUUUUCUCCAAGGACUCACAGGGGACUAUGGCCCCUUUGAUACUAGUGCUGCAGGUGAUGAUGGACCCGACGGUGAACCUCCGGUUGGUUCACAUCCAGAUCCAGGUGAUGCAGCAGGAGUGCCAUCGUCAGGCUCUACAAGUGCGCACACAUUAGCAAGCAGCGGGUCUAAAAGAUCAAGAGCCGGUACUUCCGAAGUUUGGCAAGACUUUGAAAGGAUCUACAAAGAGGAAGAUGGGGUAAGUGUCAGGUAUGCUAAGUGUUAUAUUUGUAAAAAUGAAUUAUCUGCAAAGCCCUCGGGUGGAACGGGGCACUUGAAGAGGCACGCCAUAAGUUGCAAGCGAAAGAGUGGAGCAGCCAUGAAGCAGACGGUGUUGCAGUACAACCCCGACGGCUCUGUUCAUCAUUGGGAGUACGACUCUGCCAAUGCUCGAAAAGAGCUAUGUCGCUUCAUUGCAAGAGCGGAUCUACCACUCAAUAUCGCAUAUAAACAGUAUUGUGUUGCAAUGGGUGUGCGUCCACGUAAGUUUGCUCUGGACAUGCCGCAUGGGGGUCAAACUUUACUCACGGAAGCGCAUUGGUUCUUCAUCAAGAAGUUCAGACUCUUCGUCACGAUCGUCUACGGGCACCGGAAUUCCAACAUCCGGAGGGGAGCUAACUACCUUCAUCGACAGUGACGUUAUCAGCCACGAACAAGAAAACUUCAACAUACUGCAAUGGUGGCAUGAGCACAAGACGAAUUAUCCAGUCCUUUCACUGUUAGCGCGAGAUUUGUUAACGGUUCCUGUAUCUACAGUUUCUUCUGAGGCUGCCUUCAGUCUUACAGGAAGGAUAAUCGAAGAGAGAAGAACAAAUCUGUCAAGUGAGAUGGUUGAAAUACUCACCAUAGUAAAGGAUUGGGAACAAGCUGAAGCACGAAUGCAACACACUGCAGAAAAUACUGAGCUUGAAGAAUCAUUCCAAAAUUUGUAUCUAGAUGCUGAUGAGAACGUGUAAUUUUAAAUUUUCUGAGCUAGGUUGUACUCUUUUUUCCUUUGCUAGAAAGGUUUUUAAUGAGGCAACCUAUCAAUAAAGCUCAUUUUUAGAAUUAAUCAUGUGCCCCUAUUAUUUCUAAGUUUUUUUAUUCA